Molecule: messenger RNA, 1688 nt
Organism: Dendrobium catenatum
Lineage: Eukaryota; Viridiplantae; Streptophyta; Magnoliopsida; Asparagales; Orchidaceae
Exons: 1
Coding region: 170-1354 (394 amino acids)
Source: RefSeq, a predicted model, not a curated record
CGACAGUCAGCUACUAAGCUUAGUUCCUCACUCACAGGCUCGCAGCUCUCCGCGUUCCUCCUUUCUUUCAUCCUCUCCUCAUCUGAAUCUAUAACGAAGCCAAACAGUCGCCGGCGGCGAUUGGUGACCGGCGACACUCUUCUAGUAACUGCUGUUGAGGCCGCCGGUGAUGGGAUCAGUUUCCCUUAAGAUUGGUGACGGCACCGCCCGCUUCCGGCGCGCCACCUUGUGCUCAUCUGCUCUCCACCUCGUCAUGCUCGUCUCUGUUCUCACUACCAACCUCUUCGCCCUGUACGCCUUCACCUAUGCACCAAAACCCUCAGCCUACGCUAUUUUCCACAGCGUUAGGAAUCUCUCCGUGAUCUCCGAGCACGUAGCUGCCAUUCUACGCGAGAUCGAUUCCUCCGAGCGCCGUCUACACCAGAUCGAGCGCGAAAUCUCGGGAUACGAUACCCUUGAUCCCUCCCUUCCCGCCUUACCCCCCGAGCUAAAGCUUUUUCUCACUCGCCAUCCUCUCCCACUCGGCCCUGAUUCCCGCUCCAAGAUUACUGAAAUGGUCUCUUCGGUUGCACACUCCUGCGCUCGAUCGUCCGAUAUCCUUUCCCAGUUCAUGUCCUACAAGCCCAACGUUCUUUGCCCUACCGCUGAUUCUCAUCUUCCCCAGAAGCUUAUCUCCCGCGGCUGUGAGCCCCUUCCUCGCCGCCGCUGCCUAUCCCGCACCAAGUCCCGCCAGCUCCUUCCCUUGCCCAAGUCGCUCUGGAAUACCCCUUCAUCUACCGGCGCUGCAGUCGUAGACAAGCAAAUGUGGGUCAAGUCCCGAGGAAAAAAUGAUUUCCUGAUCGACGAAGUAUUGGCUUUGGGUGGCGGAGGCAUCAGAAUCGGCUUCGACAUCGCUGGUAGAGCUGGGAAUUUCGCAGCCAGGAUGGCGGAGAGGAACGUCACUAUAAUAACCUCGACUCUGGACGCCGAAGGGCCUGUUGGUGAGUUUGUGGCUGCUAGGGGACUCUUCCCUCUUCAAUUAUCUCCGGCCAACAGAUUUCCAUUCUAUGAUUCGAUUUUUGAUCUGGUACACACAAUGAAUGGAUUGGACGAGGGUGGCGUGUCCGGCAUGGGGCAGGGGCAAGCGGAGGCGCUAGAGUUCUUGAUGUUUGAUAUAGACAGGAUCUUGAGGGCCGGGGGUUUGUUCUGGCUAGAUAAUUAUGUUUGUGUUAAUGAUGAGAGGAAGAGGAUGGUGACAAGGAUCAUCGAGAGGUUUGAGUACAAGAAGCUGAAGUGGGUGGUGGGUGAGAAGGCCGAUUCCAAGAAGACUCUGGUCUACUUGUCGGCAGUGUUACAGAAACCAGCUCGGGGAUGAAUGCCAAGUAUGAUUCCUAAGCCAUUGCACCUUUUUAUUUAUAUUUUGAUUUCUGAAGAAGCACUUGUGAUUUAUGUGCUAAUGCUUUCUUGGUGGAAAUCUGAUGCAACAUUCUAUUUUCAUCAACCGUGUGGGAAAUAAGGGUAAAUCGUUGAUUGUGUUUAUUUUGUACCAUUAGGUAGACUAAUUGUAGAAUAUAUUAUCUUCUGGGAAAUUUUCAUGUUGUGGUUUCAUACAAUAUUGUUGUACCAUCUUAACUUUCCAAAGGAAGGAAGAACACAAAUAUUUAAUGAAAACUGCAAUCUUUUGAAUAUUUAUCAUUUUGUUGUUUCUC